CGCUGCCUGGUGUGAUUGGAGGCAGGGGAGCCCCCCGCGCUGGAGCUGCCCGACGCGCGGACAGACUCGGCUGGCCGCGCAAGUUCUCUCCAGUGGAGCUAGCAGCCGCCCUGGCCGGGCACAUGUGCGAGAGCAUCCAGCGAGGGCUUCGCUGGCGGGCCACCCCCAGCCGUUUGGAUUAAAAGCCUCACUGCAGCAGCCGAUUCAGGGGAAGAGGAGGCAGGUACCUAUUAUACCAUUUCUCUGGUGAAGGCUAUUCAGCAGUGGUGACCUCUUCCAAUCGAACACUCCACGAAUUAUUAUCUCUGGACUCCCAGCUGACACCCUGCCGGAGGCUAGAGCUACUGAGCCAACUGGAAUUGCGCCCACACUCUUAUCAAGGUUUUUUCUUACACAGAGAAAAAAAGAUGAAGUUCGGCAAAGUGGAGUUCUGCCAUUUUUUGCAGAUAAUAGCUCUUUUCCUGUGUCUUUCUGGGAUGAAUCAAGCAGAACUCCCAAAGUCCAGAUCAAAGCCCUACUUUCAAUCAGGGAGGCCGAGAACCAAGCGCAGCUGGGUGUGGAAUCAAUUCUUUGUGCUGGAGGAAUACAUGGGUACAGACCCUCUCUAUGUAGGAAAGCUUCACUCUGAUGUUGAUAAAGGAGAUGGCUCCAUCAAAUACAUCUUGUCAGGCGAAGGGGCAAGUUCCAUUUUCAUUAUUGAUGAGAACACUGGGGAUAUUCAUGCUACAAAGAGGCUGGAUCGGGAAGAGCAGGCCUACUACACGCUCCGAGCACAAGCACUAGAUAGGCUGACUAAUAAACCUGUGGAACCAGAGUCGGAGUUCGUCAUUAAGAUUCAAGACAUCAAUGACAAUGAACCAAAAUUUCUGGAUGGCCCUUACACUGCUGGGGUUCCUGAGAUGUCGCCCGUGGGAACUUCUGUGGUUCAGGUAACAGCUACUGAUGCAGAUGACCCUACUUACGGCAACAGUGCCAGAGUGGUGUACAGUAUUCUGCAAGGACAACCUUACUUUUCUGUGGAGCCAAAGACAGGUAUUAUCAAGACUGCACUUCCGAACAUGGAUAGGGAGGCCAAAGACCAGUAUUUACUUGUUAUUCAAGCAAAGGAUAUGGUUGGACAAAAUGGUGGACUGUCCGGGACCACAUCUGUAACUGUCACCCUGACCGAUGUCAAUGAUAACCCACCACGUUUUCCACGGAGGUCAUAUCAGUAUAAUGUCCCAGAGUCCUUGCCUGUGGCUUCAGUAGUAGCCAGAAUAAAAGCUGCAGAUGCUGAUGUGGGACCUAAUGCUGAAAUGGAAUAUAAGAUUGUGGAUGGUGAUGGCCUUGGAGUUUUCAAAAUUUCUGUUGACAAAGAUACACAGGAGGGAAUCAUUACAAUUCAGAAGGAGCUGGAUUUCGAAGCUAAGACAAGCUAUACACUGAGAAUAGAAGCAGCAAAUAAGCAUGUUGACUCUCACUUUCAAAGCCUGGGACCCUUUAGCGAUAUGACAACAGUGAAGAUAAUUGUGGAGGAUGUGGAUGAGCCCCCUGUAUUUACCUCCCGUUUGUAUUCCAUGGUAGUGUCUGAAGCAGCAAAGGUUGGCACCAUCAUUGGAACAGUUGCAGCCCAUGACCCUGAUGUCUCGAACAGCCCUGUUAGGUACUCAAUCGACCGAAACACAGACCUGGAGAGAUAUUUCAAUAUUGAUGCCAACACUGGAGUCAUUACAACUGCCAAGUCUUUGGAUAGAGAAACUAAUGCUGUUCAUAACAUCACUGUCUUGGCUAUGGAGAGUCAGAACCCAGCACAGAUUGGGAGAGGAUAUGUGGCCAUCACUAUCCUUGACAUCAAUGAUAAUGCCCCCGAGUUUGCCAUGGAGUACGAGACCACUGUCUGUGAAAAUGCUCAGCCUGGCCAGGUGAUCCAGAAAAUCAGUGCUGUUGAUAAAGAUGAUCCACCCAGCGGUCACCAGUUCUACUUCAGUUUGACAGCAGAAGCAGCAAAUAACCACAACUUUACUCUGCAAGACAACAAAGACAACACCGCAUCUGUGCUAACCAGGAGAAAUGGAUUCCGGAGGCAGGAACAGUCUGUUUUCUACUUGCCAAUAUUCAUUGUGGACAGUGGCUCACCUUCACUUAGUAGCACCAAUACCCUCACUAUCAGAGUGUGUGACUGUGAUGCCGACGGCAUAGCCCAAACAUGCAAUGCGGAAGCAUACAUCUUGCCUGCAGGACUUAGCACUGGCGCACUUAUAGCAAUACUUGCUUGUGUACUGACAUUAUUAGUGCUGGUCUUGCUGAUUGUCACCAUGAGACGGCGGAAAAAAGAGCCACUAAUUUUUGAUGAGGAGAGAGAUAUCAGGGAAAACAUAGUCAGAUAUGAUGAUGAAGGUGGUGGAGAAGAAGACACGGAGGCUUUUGAUAUGGCUGCCUUGAGAAACCUCAACAUCAUCCGAGACACCAAGACCAGAAGGGAUGUGACUCCCGAGAUUCAGUUCUUGAGCCGACCAACUUUUAAAAGUAUCCCAGAUAAUGUCAUUUUUAGGGAAUUUAUCUGGGAGAGACUAAAAGAGGCUGAUGUGGAUCCCUGUGCUCCACCAUAUGAUUCCUUGCAGACAUAUGCCUUUGAGGGAAAUGGCUCAGUGGCUGAGUCACUCAGCUCUUUAGAUUCCAUCAGUUCAAACUCUGAUCAGAAUUAUGAUUACCUCAGUGACUGGGGGCCUCGUUUUAAACGACUUGCAGAUAUGUACGGAACUGGACCUGACAGCUUCUACUCAUAGCCUUGGAGCCUUUCUAUGUAAAUGAACUGAAGAAAAACAAAAACAAAAACUCAACAUCUGGACUAAGGCAAGUUGUAAAUAUUUUUCCAUUUUUAACCUUUUAGGGUUUUUUUUGCCUUGGUGAAGCAUAUUUUCAUUAGACUUGUCCUAGGGACUGCACUGACCACACAGAACCUGAGCAUUUGAUGGCAUUUUUGAUAAAAUGAGAUGCUCAGCCAUAUCCAAAUAGAUAGCAACCCUCAUAUACCUGCAGAGGCAAUUAACUUCUAAGAAUAUGUAGUGCACUGUGACUUCAGUGAGCCAAUGAUACCCUAUAGAUGCCUUCACAGUACUGCCGUGUUUAGAUUGUAAAGUCUCUAAUAAGGGAUAAGUAGAAGAGGAAACAAACAAACACAAUCUUCCACUCAGAACAGUCUUACAAUAUAUAUUGUACUUUUCUGAUACAAAAUCUUUUGGCAAAUUUUAUUUACAGUGUUGCAUGCAGCUUGUUUGCUCAAAAAAACAAAACCAAACAAACAAAAAUCCAAACCCAGCAGAAUAUUUUUAUUGGUGGUGAUGAUGGUUAAAAGGGCUGUUUAAUCAGAAAUGUAAAUACCUAGGCUAUCAAAACAAACAAAAAUAAUUGCAAACCAUGCUAAGAAAACCUGCAAUGUUUGUCAUCAACUUAUUGAAAUAAUUUACAAUCCAGAUAAAAUAAAAAACAUGGAAAGGGAUUCUUAAAGUUGAAAACGGUCUUGUGAUGCCUGUGUAGGUACGCAAAAAGUUGCUGUCUAUUUGUUAUUUUUUAUUAUCUCUUCUGAUUUGUACAGGAGAAUUUAUCUUUUUUUUUUUAAUUUGUCAUAUAGAGUUAUAUUUAUUUUGGAGCUCCAGUCUCUGCUAAAUUCAGGUCCAUUUUAUUGCCUUGUGGUAUUAGACUUGUCAGAACAUGCUGAUUUUUCUCCAGUCUCAGAUACAUGAAGGAAAUGAAGCAUGGAAAUGGCGAAAUUACACUAAAGCAAUCAAGCCUGCCAUUCAUCUCUCAGAAAGGAGCACAGCUACAAGGACACACAGUCAUUCUUCUGAGCUAUUACCAUGUCUGAGGCAUUUGAAUAAAAUAUUUGUACAUUGCAUUCUCGAAAGAAGCCUCAGAGGUAGUUGGGAGUGUCCUUAGUGCGAGAUUUAGUUUUCAAGGUCACAUGUCCUAUGAGCUUGGAAGACUUUAAAGACCAUGCUUUUUUCUCCCCUUCUUUUUUGCUGUUAAUGAAUCACAGUAAAAGACAGUUAAAAUUUUCUUUCAUAUGUUAAGCAAUGUAAUGCUAUAAACUCCAGAAUCCAUCUUUUGAUCCUGACUCACAUAAGUAUUUUCCCCAGAGGAAUUAACUUCACAACACAUACUUUCUACACUGAUUCAGGAGUGCCAAAAUAGAAGGACAAUUGCAGUAGCUUAAAAUAUUGUACAAUUUUGAAGUAGGGUUUCUUAGAAUAAAACUUUUUUUUAUAAUUCUGACAAUAUUUAUACUUCAUCUUUCAUGAUUUAUUAUUAGAAAAUAAGGCAUAUAUUCAAGUAACAAUAACGUUUUCUUUUAAUAUUCUUUCCAUUUUUUUUCUUUUGGAAGCAUAUGUAGAUGAGUUCCUAAAUAAGGCCCUGACCUUACAAACAUUAUUCAUGUGUUAAAUUCCAAUGACUUGACUCCGCUAGGACUUCAGAGGCAUGCAUAAGUGUUGAAGGGUUAGGGCCUAAGUAUGCAGCGAGUAGUCACUCCAUAGUGGAUGAGGUUCACCCUGAAAGUGCUUCUUUCUGAAAAGAGGACCCUUAAAGUGGAAUUCUAAUGUAUGGAUUGCACAUGGGGAUGGGGGAAAAUAUCCUCAAGGUUUUGUAAUUCUUGCAAUCCAGCAUUAUCAAUUAACUAUGUGAAAGUGGCCUUCAGCCUCAUUCAAAACAUAAUUUUGAUCAUCUGCAAACAGUUAUUUAAUUUGGAUAACAUUUGUGUAGACAAUCAUUGCUUCAUGAUUCAGUAGAUUUGCUUAUAGUUGUAUUAAAUCUAUAUAUAUAGAUAUAUAGAUAGAUAGAUAGAUGACCGAUUUUGUAAUGGAACUGAAAGAUAAUUA
Molecule: messenger RNA, 4853 nt
Organism: Gopherus evgoodei (Goodes thornscrub tortoise)
Lineage: Eukaryota; Metazoa; Chordata; Testudines; Testudinidae
Product: cadherin-7
Exons: 12
Coding region: 408-2765 (785 amino acids)
Biological process (GO): homophilic cell-cell adhesion; cell morphogenesis; cell-cell junction assembly
Cellular component (GO): catenin complex; plasma membrane; adherens junction
Molecular function (GO): cadherin binding; calcium ion binding
Source: RefSeq, a predicted model, not a curated record